Sinocyclocheilus anshuiensis is the source of this 1027-nucleotide messenger RNA. RefSeq lists its product as uncharacterized. The transcript is spliced from 4 exons. The record is from RefSeq and is a predicted model, not a curated record. The annotation marks the transcript as partial. NCBI's taxonomy places the organism in Eukaryota, Metazoa, Chordata, Actinopteri, Cypriniformes, Cyprinidae.
AUGCCAGCUGUAAAAAAGCCACUGCUGAGCAGCAAACAGGUGUUUGAAGCUACUGGAGUCUCAAGAUCCUCUCCAUACAGACUGGCAGUUGUGUAUAAAGUUGUGUUUCAGUCACUGCUAACCAAACCUCACAAAGAAAAACCUAUAAAAGUCGUUACUUUUGACAACCCUAGAAUACAGACGUAUUUCUGUGUGUCAGCCGUUGAAACCGAUGUAUUGUCAGUGUCAGUGAUGGAGGGAGAUUCAGUCACUCUAAACACUGGUUUUGAAACAAACCAACAGGAAUAUAUAAUAUGGUAUUUUGAUGACAUUCGCAUUGCUCUAAUCACUGGAGAUCUCGGUAAGAUCUGCACAGAUGUUCAGUGUAAUGUAGGUACUGAGAGAUUCAGAGACAGACUGCAGCUGGACAAUCAGACUGGAUCUCUGACCAUCACAACCACCACAACCACAGAUGCUGGACUCUAUGAAUUAAAGAUCAUCAGCAUAAGAAAAAGCAGUGAAAAGACCUUUAAUGUUACUGUUCAUGAUGUUCCUGCUAAUGAACGAGAUCAAAUGCAGAGAAAGUCAGUGAAGGAGGGAGAAUCUGUCACUUUAGAUACUGGUGUAAUGAAAAACCCAGAGGAUUUGAUGACGUGGUAUUUUAAUGACAUUUGCAUCGCUGAAAUCAGUGAAGAACCCAGAAAGAUCUGUACAGAUGAUCAGUGUGAUGACGGUACUGAGAGAUUCAGAGACAGACUGAAGCUGGAUCGUCAGACUGGAUCUCUGACCAUCACAAACAUCAACACCACAGACUCUGGACUGUAUAAACUACAGACCAACAGCAGCAGAAUCAGCAUCAUAAGGAGCUUCCGUGUUUCUGUCAUUGGCAAGUAUCAUUUUGUGAAUGGUGUUGUUGAUUUGUCGCCUAAUCAGAGUGAGAUUCCACUGAUGGAUGAUGCUAAUGAGAGGUCCUCUAAUCACACUGAUGCUCUAGUGACGAACACGAUCAAUGACUCGCCCCCUAAUCGGAUUGAGUAUGAGGCUGCCA